AGUCUAAGUGUCAGCAUGACACUCAGCCAUGGCCGACAUCACCAUCGUGCCUGCGGAAUGCUGGGCCUCGCUGACGGGGGACUUCCGUCGCCUGCUGCUGCGGGAGGCUCUGCAGCGGCGGCCCUCCCCCGCCGCGUCCUUCACAGAGGAGGGCGACGGUUGGGACUUCAGCGUCACUGCGGACACCGGAGAUCUCGAUGUGGCUGUGGCGGUGGCCGCGCAGCGAUGGCUCACCGUGAUGCAGGAGCUGUUGAGCUCCUCCAGGGCGGUACUGGUGCAGGAGCUCUGUGCUCGAUGUCGCCAGGGGCAGCAGGUGCCAGCGCCUGAGGCGCUGGCGGACAUGCGCCCUGAGAUGGCGGAGCUGAUCCGAGAUGGAGGCCCUGGUUUGCUGGCCUUGCCUGCGUUGCGCACGGCAUAUGCCAAGUUCACCACCGCCUUCUGCCGACUCUGCUGCACCCGGAUGGAGCUGCCAAAGCCUGCAGCUGACAGCAGCUUGGCCAGCUGCUGCCGCCACUUCUGCCUCCUCCACCAGCAGCGCCUCCGCCAGGCGCUGCAGGAGCUGCGGCCCGCGCCAGGCUUGGAGCUGGCGUGCUGCAAGGCCAUCCGGUUGGACCUCCUGCACCCGGAGCCCUAUCUCUGGCGCUCGGGGGUGCGGUUGCGCCAAAAGCGGCGCAGCAAGGCGCAGGAGGAUCUCAAGGUGUACUUGGUGUGGUCGGCACACUGGGGCUUCUCCUCGGACAACCACUCCCUGGCCUACUGGAGGCUGGGUGAGUGCUUCGUGGAAGAGCUGGAGCACCGAAACGCGACGCAAGGCGCCCUGCUGGAGGAUCGGACCUUCCACAGCCUGGUAGACAGCGCAGAGAUCAGCAUCAACCUGGCCAUUCGCUACGACGACGGCAGGACAGGCCUGGGCACCAGCGCCCGGGCGCAGCACCUUUUACAGCGCCUGGAGACCAUGCGCUCAGCGCGGCGCACCGCUGCAGAGUUCCUGGACUCUCCGCUGGUCUCGGGACUGGGCCCGGAAGGAAGCCACGGAGAUGCCUACGCGGUGCCAUGGCCAUUGGACGUGACUGCGGGCAUCCCGGAUUUGGCCAUGUUCAGCCGCACGCCCACGAUCGGCUCUUCUCAGACACACCGACCCUUGGAGCUCCUCUUCCUGGGCUGCCAAGGGGUUCUCGACGUGAUGGCCACGCUCUCCAAUCUGGCAGUGCGAGCAUCCGCCUUUGCCACCGAGUAUCCGGAGUGCCUGCACUGGAAGUACAGGCCCAAACCUGUACACCUGCACUUACACGCCUCCAACAUCGAGCGACUGGCGCAGUCCUUGCUGUGUUUCAUGAUCAUGAAGCAGAUGGGGCAGGCAGGCGAUGAAGCCAUCGAUCGCCGAAACAGGCGGCUCUGCGCGCUGCUCAGCGCAGUGCUCUUCUGCCGGACUUUGACCCACCAGCAGCGAAAGGAGUUGGACCGCCUGCUUGGCCUACUGAUCUUGGCCGCCUCCGGGACAGGGUCCAUGGCCCGUGCCUUCCCCUGGCUGGAGCUGGACGACGACCGGAAGAGCACCUUGCCCAUGGGCUCUGUUUCGAAGAGCGAGAAGUUCGGGGAGAAGAGGAACGAGCACUUCUCCGACGAUGGCCUCCCGGACUGGCGCGCUGAAGAGUUGCUGACCCACUUGCAGGAGCCCAAUGCUGACGCAGAUGGUGAGGACACGCAGGAGACCUCGCACCUGCUCUUUCAUCUUCAGCAGGUGUGGAUUGGCUGGCUCUCCUCCGGUGGGCAGAAGGCCUGUGAGGAGACCUCAGCCGAAUCUUUCUUCACUUCAUGUCCAGAGGAUAAAGGCACACUGGCAGAGCUGCCAGUUGAGAGAGAGGCAUCGGAGGCCAAAGCGGUCUCUCCGCAGGCCAGCCUCCAGGAGCCAGACAUGGAGAGCCGCCUGGCCGAUACCAGGUACAAACAGCUCAACGUCGCAGAGGUGCACCGGGCCGCGCGCCGCAGCCUGCUGGGCGCCCGGUGCGCCGCCACCUACGAGGCGCUGCACUCCAUGGCGCAGGUGGAGGAGCAGCUCUCGCAGCGCCAGCUUUGGGCGCUCACUGGGCAUCUGCCGGCCCGUGAGGUGAAGGGCGCCAUGUUCCAAGUGGAGCCCUGGGAGGAUGGUCACCGUGCGCACGGGGAGGACGACCCUGAGCACAUGCGGCCUCCGGAUCCCCGGGGGCCCUGGCGCCCGCUCUUGGAGGAAUUGCUGCGAGAGAAGGACUCGGGCUUAAACCCGUGCGUACUGGAACAUGUGAGCUGGUGCUACGACCCGCAAGCACUGUCCGAUCCCUUCCUGACCUUCUCUUGGCACCUGACGGCUAGCAACCCGGGAGACUGGCACAGUUCACUGGCCCAGGCGCCUUUCGACGCGCCCAUGGGGCGGCACCCAGUGCUGGAGAUGAUUUGGGAGCACCUCUACCAGCAGCUGAAAAGGAUUGGCUCCAUCUUUCACGCACUGGAGGCCAGAGACGACUCUUGGGCAAUGGACUUGCGCACCCUCAAUGAGAAGCCGCUGCCGCCCCGGGCGGCGGGUGUGCGCCCUCGCCGGAAAGCCCCCGCCACGCUGCGGUCCGCGGCGGCGCGCACAGCGCCUAUGUCGGCGUACUUCCACGUGAAGGUGUCGGACCAGCUGCGGAAGCGCGUGGAAGAAGAGGAGGAGGAGGCGCGCACCAUCGAGUUGGCGAAAACGGACAUCGUGGGGGAGCUCGAGGAGCUGAAGCGGAGACGCAGGGACUUGAGCCUCGAGCUGGAGCUGCGGGACUACGUCACCUUGGCUUCUAUGAAGGAGAAGGAGGGCGACUGGUGGGGCCAGGCCGCCCGCAACGCGGCGGCCUAUGGCCAGGCAGAGACGGGGACCGCCACCUGGAAGCCUGCGCCGGAGGAUUGUGCGCCUCUACGUCUCCGCAUUUUCGCCUAUGCGGGGCGACCAUGGCACGUGCUCAAGGCUGCCUGUUUCCGGGGCGCCACCUUCGACGCCAUCGACGCCCCCAAGCUGCUCUGUGAGGACGUGGGCCUACUGGGACUCUCCACCUGGUUUGACACCUUGUUGAAGCAGGUGCCCCACAGUUACAUCCAAACCAGGCAUUGUGAGGAGGUUUUCUUGAAGCGUUUGGACCAGCGCGUGGCCAGCGAGUGGAACCCACAGAGUGCCCGGGCAGCCGCGCAGAGCGGCACAAACGGAAUGGCGGCAACCACCGGCAAGUUCAUCCCGCCGGAUGUCUUCCGCGAUGCCAAGCAGUUGGCAGGCACUUGGCGAGCCGCUCCGGCGCGGCCCCGGGCUGUGCUGGCCGCCAAUGGAUUGGCCAAGCGCCCAGGUGCAGCUGAGAGUCCAAAGCUGACACCAAGGACGGAGGUGCCUGGGAUCCUGGCAGCCAAAGGCCUAGACCAGCGUCUCCAUUUGACCCUGUCAGCGCGUAUGCACCGGCCCAUCAGGGAGGUGGUCAAUGAACCCGCCCGGCCUCGGGUGGCAUUUCCGGCGUACACUUCUGAGAGCAAGUUCUUUGAGCACCUCGCGCGGGAGAGUCUCACCAGCAAGGCCAGCUGUGUGCAGCUGCAGUGUCUGCUGGGCAUGGCCUUCCGCAGCGAGCCGCUGCUCGCGGAGCUGGGGCUCACCUACCUGGGCGCCGCCAACCUGCGCCCAGCGCGCCGCAACUUCCUUCCCUGGGACUCGGUGCUCGCAGUUUCCACUGGCUGGCCUGGAGAUGAUGCGCAGUUCUCCGAAGCAGCACUGGGCGGCACGAAGUCAGUUUCAGUCCACGAGAGUCGCACCCUGGAGUCAGCGGCGGGAGACACGCUGUGUGCCCAAGACGUGGCGGCACUCAUUACGCGGCACUCCGAGCCCCCGGACGAUGAGAAGAAGGCGCGUGCUUUGGGCCCACGAGUGCUGCGCCUCCGCAAGCUCGGCGGCGGGCAUCCAUCCCUCUCAUGGGAUGCAGAGGAGAAGCGGUGCAGCAACGCUGUCUUCUGCACUCGUCGUGUGGAGGCUGUAGGGAAGAACUUCAGCUGCUCCAAAUGCAAGUGCGUGUGGUAUUGCUCCAAGUUAUGUCAAGCCACCCACUUCGUGGCGCACCACUUCGAGUGCAGAUCUUUGAGGCAGCUGCGGCUGGCCUCAGAGGGCUUCGAGGCGGGGCCCAGCUCAGGGGUGCUGGCCGAAGUGUUACAGGAGCUUUUGGCGAAGCAACUCUCCGACAGCCACCUUGAGGCCACCUCCCUUGGCCACUCCUUGCGGAAGGCCUUGGCCGGCGAGGUUUCCAAGGAGCAGGAGACAGGCCAGCAGCCGGUGCACUUGCCCGCGCUGCCCAUGGAGGCUCUGGUGCGAGGCGGUCACUUGCAGUCGCAAGCCAGCAAUGGAGAUCUCGGCCGUCGUAUGCUGGACGUCUUCACGGCAGGCUCUGAGCUGUGGCCUGAUGUCGGCAGGAAGCUGGGCCCGGUGCUGGGCAGUGACUGCUUCGUGCUGCUUCCUGAGGAGCAAUCCCAAUGGAAGGUGCGGCCCCGGCGAGAUGCUGCGGACGAGGAGUAUGUGUCAGAAGCACAGAGCCUAAAACGCAGCCGUGACAUGUUCAACACGCAGCACAGCGUGCACACAGCGGUGGGCAUCGUGCGGCUCAUGUCGCGCUGGGCCAGCACCAAUAGCAUGCGCGCAGUGAAGGAAGUUACGGAGAACGGGCUGUUCUUCUGCUUGAUCACCGGGCUUUGCAUCACCAAGCACUUCACCUCAGAGACGUUGUCGCCUGAAGCUGUGGUCGCUGUCCUCAGCCACCGUAUGGCCCUGCAUGUGGCUUCCAGCCAGGAUUGGAGCCUUGUGCCCAUGAUGAGACCCCCAGCGGAGCUGCAGGAGCGCGGCGUUGCGGCGCUGGACUGUGCGCAGUACACCGCCUACUACGCCUUCCUGACACACCGGCGCCUGCCCUUCAAGCAGCUCAGAGCUCUGCCCAUCAUUUGCUUCGCUUGGGGAAACCGAGUGCGGGAUGCACUGCUCGCCCUCCCGCACUUGCUGGAGCCACAGCAGCCAGGCAAAAGGGCAAGGCGCAGCGGCAAGGUGGGAAGCUUCAUCGAUGUGGCCAGAGAACAUCUGUCCGACAUCCAGUUGGUGGAUAGUGUACAGAUGGACGAGCUCACCGGGCGAUGUUGGUUUCUGCUGUACAACUCCCUCAUGAGCAGCCCACGCACGGACAAGGAGGCCUGGAUCCUCCUCCUGGAUGCUUCCCGUGGCCUUCAGGCCGUCUCCUGUCCUUUGCCGGCCUCUGAGCUCAGACGCUGCGCUCUGUAGAUCGAAUGCGAGUUCUUUCGCUUCUCGGCAAAGCCGAGUCAAAGAAACUUUGGCCACGGCCCCUAGCUAGGAACCCGGUAAACCCGGAAACCAAGUUGUACAGUUCAGAAGUUCAGUCUUCAUGCCCAUCGGGCCCAUGCCGGGGACACUGAAAUGAGUGGAUCUGGUACAGAGCCAAAGCCGAGCUCUGAAAGAGA
Molecule: messenger RNA, 5493 nt
Organism: Effrenium voratum
Lineage: Eukaryota; Dinophyceae; Suessiales; Symbiodiniaceae
Source: the annotation of a GenBank genome assembly